GCGAGUGAAGACCAUGUCCAACAAUAUGACAAAGACUGCAGAGGCACGCAAGGCAGUGGAGCAGCUCAAACUGGAGGUCAACAUCAACAGGAUAAAGGUCUCGAAGGCUGCUGCUGACCUUCUGGCGUUCUGCGAGACUCAUGCGAAGGAAGACCCCCUGGUGACAGCUGUGCCCUCCUCAGAAAACCCCUUCCGUGAAAAGAAGUUGUUUUGCAUUAUCCUGUAACCUGUCCCCAACAUCAGCAACUAUAUCAUGUAAUUAUUUGGCAGACACCUUUAUUCAAGGCGACUUAAAGGUGUUACAGGGCAGUACAGGGUUACAAUGCAAGCUCAAUCUUCAAUUACAGUGUAGUAUACAGUAAGUGCAACAAAUAUAAUACAAUAUGAACUAAGAUACAGCAAGUUAGGAUUACAACAAGAUU
Messenger RNA from Polyodon spathula (Mississippi paddlefish), 422 nucleotides. Its product is annotated as guanine nucleotide-binding protein G(I)/G(S)/G(O) subunit gamma-8-like. The transcript is spliced from 2 exons. Gene Ontology annotation, molecular function: G-protein beta-subunit binding. Gene Ontology annotation, cellular component: heterotrimeric G-protein complex. The coding region runs from base 14 to 226 and encodes 70 amino acids. Lineage: Eukaryota; Metazoa; Chordata; Actinopteri; Acipenseriformes; Polyodontidae. Gene Ontology annotation, biological process: G protein-coupled receptor signaling pathway. The record is from RefSeq and is a predicted model, not a curated record.